AUGGCGUCUCAGCCGUGCAACACUGUAGCGCGUACAGGCGACCCGUCCUCGUGUCCGUUUGGCGCCACGUGUCGCUUCAGCCACGACCUUGGGAUCAUCCGCGCGCACCUGCCGCCCACCCUGGACGGCACCUGCCCCUUUGCCGCCCUCCGCCGGCCCUGCCCCUUCGGCCUGGCUUGUCGCUUCCGGGACGAGAAGCACGGGAAGCUUCCAGGAAGCGACGAUGGGGGAGAGGGCGGGGAAGGGGGUGGAGGGAAGGAGGAGGGGAAGGACGACGGGAAGGGGAAGGGUAAAGGGGUUGGGGAGGGGAAGGCAGAGAGUGAGAGGGAGGAGUGGAGUGAGGAGGGGGGUGAGGUGAGGUAUCCUGGGGAGGUGAAUAUGCUUGAGAAGGGGCUGCAAUCGAAGCUGUGGAAGCGACAGCUGGACUUCCCCAGAGCUGUUGAUGCACUCCAGCGGAUCGGAUGGACGCGCAAGGUGAAGCCUAAAGGGGAGGCCAGCCUCAUGCCUGACCUGGAUGAGAACGAGGAGGGGGAGGAGGGGGAGGAGGGGGGCGAUGAGGAGGACGAUGAGGGGGAAAACGAGGGGGGGAUGGCGGAGAUUGAAAGGGAGGGGCGGCGGAAGGGCGUGCUAGCAGCAGCAGCUACAGCCUCCAAGGAGACUGCAGCGGCAGCUGCUACAGCCGUGAAGGACACGGCUGUAGCGGCGGCGGAGACUGUUGGGAAAGCAGCUGUAGUGGCAGCAGAGGCGAUUGGGAAAGACACAGGGGCUGUAGUAAAAGAAGGGGGAAAGGAUAUCAAAGAGGGGAGGGUGGGGGAUGAUAAGGAGGUGCGGCUGCCCCACCGGGAGAAAAAACCCGUGGAUUUCAAGGGUAAACUCAUUGUCGCGCCGCUGACCACCGUGGGUAAUUUACCCUUCCGGCGCGUGUGCUGCUCGUUCGGCGCGGACGUUACAGUGGGCGAGAUGGCGUUGUGCGGUAACCUGCUGCAAGGGCAGGCGUCUGAGUGGGCGCUGCUAAGGAGGCACGAGAGCGAGAAGUGCUUCGGCGUGCAGCUGUGCGGUCCGCACCCGGAUAUGGUUGCUAAAGCGGCUGAACUGGUGGCCGAGCAUUGCCAGGUUGAUUUCGUGGAUCUGAACAUAGGGUGUCCGAUCGACAUAGUCGUCAACAAGGGCUCUGGGUCGUCGCUGCUGCGCAAGCCGCAGCGAUUGGAGCAGGUGAUUAGAGCUACUGCGCUCGCCAUCGACGUUCCACUUACUGUCAAGAUGCGCACAGGGUACGCAGAAGGUCACAACGUGGCACACCGCUACAUUCCCCACCUGCUGGACUGGGGCGCUACAGCCGUGACCCUGCACGGCCGCACCCGCCAGCAGCGCUACAGCCGGCUGGCAGACUGGGAGUACAUCGGGGAGUGUGCCUCAGUCAAGCCGGCAGGGCUACAGUUCAUAGGCAACGGGGACGUGAUGGCAUACACCGACUGGAAUGAGCACACGGCCAAUGGCAGCGCGACAGCUGUCGACUCGUGCAUGCUGGCACGUGGCGCUCUCAUCAAGCCAUGGCUGCUAACAGAGAUUACGGAGCAGCGGCAUUGGGACAUAUCAGCGGGGGAGCGUUUGGACAUGCUGCGCUCGUUCACGCGCUACGGGCUGCUGCACUGGGGCUCCGACUCCCGCGGGGUCGAAACCACGCGCCGCUUCCUGCUGGAGUGGCUGAGCUAUCUGCACCGCUACGUGCCCGUGGGGCUGCUUGAAAUGCUACCACAGCGCAUCAACUGGCGUCCACCGGCUUUCUACGGAAGGAAUGACCUCGAGACACUGUUUGGGUCGGACCAGGCUCAAGACUGGGUCAACAUAUCUGAAAUGCUUUUGGGCCCUACCUCACCAAACUUCAGUUUUACUCCUAAGCACAAGUCCAACUCAUAUGAUGCGGCCGAGAAUGGCUGA
This is a messenger RNA of Closterium sp. Yama58-4, 1938 nucleotides long. The record is from the annotation of a GenBank genome assembly. NCBI's taxonomy places the organism in Eukaryota, Viridiplantae, Streptophyta, Zygnematophyceae, Desmidiales, Closteriaceae.